Venustampulla echinocandica is the source of this 732-nucleotide messenger RNA. Its product is annotated as putative cytosceletal binding protein. The transcript has 4 exons. Gene Ontology annotation, molecular function: protein binding; lipid binding. Gene Ontology annotation, cellular component: actin cortical patch; mating projection tip; Rvs161p-Rvs167p complex. Gene Ontology annotation, biological process: plasma membrane tubulation; actin filament organization; endocytosis. The coding region runs from base 1 to 732 and encodes 243 amino acids. NCBI's taxonomy places the organism in Eukaryota, Fungi, Ascomycota, Leotiomycetes, Helotiales, Pleuroascaceae. The record is from RefSeq and is a predicted model, not a curated record.
AUGCCUGCAGGCCAUGUCGAGAAAACCAAUGACCGUGAUUAUGAGGUUGAGGAAAGACGAUAUCGCACAAUGGAGGCAGCCUCAAUGAGGCUACAAAAGGAGGCAAAGGGUUACUUAGACUCUUUGCGAGCCAUGACUGCCUCCCAAAUGAGAAUCGCUGAGACAAUCGACGCUUUUUACGGUGAUGCUGGUGCAAAGGACGGCGUUAGCAGAAGUUAUAAGCAAGCCGUGGAGGAUCUUGACGCGGAAACAAUCAAAGCUCUCGAUGGUCCAUAUCGGACUACCGUUCUAGAACCCAUCUCUCGAUUUUGCGCCUACUUCCCUGAUAUCAACGAAUGUAUCAAAAAACGCAACCACAAACUCCUCGACUACGAUGCGAUGCGGGCAAAGGUCAAGAAGCUUGUUGAAAAGCCCGACAAGGACGUUACAAAACUUCCGCGUGCGGAAAAGGAGACAGAGAUGGCUAAGGCGGCAUAUGAACAGCUUAAUGAACAGCUCUUUACCGAACUUCCUCAGCUGAUCGACCUUCGAGUACCCUAUCUCGAUCCUAGCUUUGAAGCACUUGUCAAGAUCCAGCUUCGCUUCUGCGCAGAAGCCUAUUCCCGCAUGGCCCAAGUACAACAAUACCUGGAUGCGGACACAAGAGAGCAGUAUGCGCAAGGGCAGCUGGAUAGUAGGGUGGAGGAAGUUUUGCAGGAGAUUCGGGAACUGAGCAUUAGCGGAACAGUUUAG